CCGACGAACUCGAACAAAAGUAGGUUGAAAAAGGAAAAAAAUGCACAAAACUAAGAAGAUUGUAAAUAGAAGUGACAGUAGGAAAGUAGAGCAAAUAUGACAUGAAGAAAUUGCAAAGACAAGGACAUCUUUUUGGUACCGACCAAGAUAAUCAGCGGCCUUUUAGUUUUACGCACCAAAAUAGAAAUCAAGUAGGUGUCUGUUAUAAAAUGUAGGGAUAAUGUGAAGAUCAAACUUUUUGAAAAUGGAAGGGACUACCUUCUUCUACAUGACGGAGGACAAAGGAAAGCAACUUCGAAUUGUGAAGGCUUCGGGUGAAGCCUCUAGCUUUGCGUAGGUGACCUACACUUCUCGGUCGAGAGUGCGCACCUACACUUUUGAGUCGUGAAUAUCGACGAUAGACUGGUGAGGAAGUUUUGAACUUCAUCCUGUACAACCACGCAUUUUUAGCUACAACCUCAAUUCUGUAAACAAAUGCAUCUCACGACUACGCAAGUCGCGAUUGUGGAACAGAAGUGGGUGAAACGACACGCGGUCAUGCUGAUCUAAAAGGAGAAGAGUACUGUGUCAAGACUACCACAACAUCCAUCCACUACAACUACACGUCUAAUCAUUCAAUUCAAGUUUAUGGGUACAGGGAAUCCAUCUCCAAAGUCAUCUGGAAGAAAAAAGACAAGAUGAAGAAUGGAGCUAGAAGAUGAUCCGUGAGAUGAAUUCCUAAUACCUCUAACAUGUUGACUUUUCGAAGCCAAAGGACGUCAUACGAUGGGGAUCUUCAAGCGACUUUUUGGCGGAUUUUUUGAGGGGAGCAAGGUGAAGCUGCUAUUGGUUGGGCUCGACAACAGCGGAAAGACGACAAUUCUGAAUGUUAUGAAGCCGAAGAAGGUACUACGAUGAUAUUGUUUUCGCUCAGAGUCUAAACGUAAUAUCUCAAGUUGUAGACAUACCUCCCCCUAUUGUAACAAAUCAUAGAGCAGUUGUCAGUCAUCUUCAACCGAUUCUGAUAGUUCAAUGAUAAAUCAGAAGCACAAUCAAAUAACCGAAUCUACUAACAGGAUCAAUGAAUACUAUUAUAUAUAUAUUUUCCAGGGCUCAGGGCUGGAGGCCCCCCCCCCCGAUCUAACUUUUUGAGGGGGGGGGCCUGCCAGCCCCGGCCCCUCUUUUCGAGGGGCUGCCGGGCGGGAAGGCCUCAAAGCGCCCACUUCUGACCCCUUCCCGCCUUGCUGCAUGUACCCUACAGACCUGGCCUGUACCCUACAGACCUGGCAAAGGUGGCAAAGGCAGGGCCCCGCUGCCUUGUUGCCUGUACCCUACAGACCUGGCAAAGAUGGCAAGCCUGGCGCCCUCUGGCGUAUUGCGGUACCCGACAGAGCUGGCAGAGGAGGCAAGGCGGGACCCCGCUGCCCUGUUGCCUGUACCCUACAGACCUGGCAAAGAUGGCAAGGCUGGCGCCCUCUGGCGUAUUGCGGUACCCGACAGAGCUGGCAGAGGAGGCAAGGCGGGACCCCGCUGCCUUGUUGCCUGUACCCUACCGACCUGGCAAAGAUGGCAAGGCUGGCGCCCUCUGGCGUGUUGCGGUACCCGACAGAGCUGGCAGAGGAGGCACGGCGGGACCCACCCUCUUGGCGUGCUGCAUGUGGCCAACCAUACAGACCGCGCAAAGGUUGCCAGGCUGGACCCCUCUGGCGUGGUCCCCCCCCGAUCCAUCCACCGGGGGGGGGGCCUCCCUCCCUGGUACAUAUAUAAUUUUAUUGAGAAUAAGAUUUACAACCAACAUUCAUCUCGCUCUCAAUACUGACCAUCCGUGUCUCAUUGGCUCAGGCGAGCAUGAACACGGUUCCGACGGUGGGGUACAAUGAUUAAGGCAUAAAAAUAUUGCAUACAGUCCUUAUCAGAUAAGGAAUGGCAAAUCAAUGUAGAUUUUUACUGGCUCAGGUGUCCCAUUGACUUACAACGUCCAAAUCAUUUAAUAUGCGCUGAAAUGAGGAGACUUUUAAUAUUUAAUAUGCCAUCGAGAUCAACAUCAACUGCUCUAAAAUGAGGAGACUUUUUCGAAAAACGGUGUCUCGUUUACAGCAGUUGACAUGAGCGGGCAGGGGAAAUACAGAAAUCUUUGUUAUGUUGAUUGUUCUUGAUGCACUAGCUAUAGGUCUAUAGAUGCAGCUUCUACAUAAGUAUUUUGUUUACAACUUGACUCUUUCUGCAAUUGCUCCCUAGUUGACAUCAUAACACUUCAUCGUGCGCUAGUUGAAAUCAUAAUACUUCAUCGUUUUUGUGCUGGUAUACUCCAUGGUCGUGAGGGUCUACGCGAAGAGGGUAGGCGCGGAACAGAAUGCGGGGGGAGUUAUGGUCCUGACUGCACCAGACACAUGGACUUGGACGAGGGAGCAGAGGCUUAAAAAGUGGAUCUUCGCGCCGGGAGACCAGAGAUCAAUGCACACUCCGAUGCCAUCAACGGCGACGGGUCUAGCGGCUACCGAUCCAGUGGUAGUUGAGUUAUCGCAGAUCCUGUUUGCGGAUGAUGCAACGUUGUUUGGGUUGGUUAAGGAGUCCAAGAUGGCUGAAAUUGAACAGGACAUGGUGGAAUCAAGGAAACAGGACAGAGCGCCCAAGCCGAUUAGACAAGUUGAAAUCCUAGCAAGUGUACUGGAGGAUGCAGCCAUGGCCGAGAACGAGAAAAAGAGGAUACAGGGUGACGCAGCGAGCAUCGCAACGAGAAAUCUGGGUGUCCAGACCGAUCCCGAAGGAGACACAGCGUUUAAGAUACAGAAGGCAUGGCGAUCGUUUCAUGCCAUGAGGUCAAAGGUAGCCGGGCUAGCAGGGGUGACCAAUGAGAGGAGGGGCAACCUAGUCUCUGCCACCGCGAGGUCAGUGCUAGCCUAUGGCACACAGACGAUGUCUGUCUCGGUCAAGCAUUGCAGACUGAUGGAGGAGGCGGAGCUAUCAAUGUUAGCAAUGAUGGCAGGUGUGCCGGUAUGGAGAAGAAGGUGGGACGACGUAUCGGAUGCAGUACUGCUGAGGUGGAUGAGGUUGUCACCGCUAAGGGCUUUCAUCUCGUACCAUCAAGCGCGCCAUGUUGCGCAUAUCAUGAGGUCUAAGCGGAUGACACUUGAGAAGGCUAUGCUACAGGGUCAGGCACUACCGCCGAGAGCAGAGGAGAGCGAUGGCCGAGACGUGUUCCUAGCAAGUACGGAGAAGGAUUCAGCACUUCCUCCCGAAGAUCGCGGGUCGCACUCGCUUAUGUCUGAUUUUCUACACCACAUGCGCAUAGAGGUGGGGAUGGAUGAUGAACUCCUAGCGGGUCUACUCCGCGAGCCACCAACUGAGUUGCCAGGCGUGGCCUGCCAUAAGUCGGAGCGCACCAAGCAGCAGGCCCAGCAGCAAGAGGACUACACACAGCGCAAAGCGUUCUUCUUUGAGGCGAUUCGACACACCUUCCUAAGGCAAACGGUAACCAGAUGGCAGAAAGGAGGUGGCGACGCACUGGCACUCUACGCGGAGAUGGAAGUCAAGACAUGGGGAAAAACGCCUAUCCACUGUGAAGAGAUAAAAAGUGAGACACAAGAAGAGACACUAAUCAACUUAGCCGGUAAACAUGACGCGUUAAGAGUAGUGACCCAGUGGAGAGCUGGCAUAUGGAUAAGAAGCCUGAGCAGUAAGCCCGAAGCACUAGCUGAAUUAGAUGAGCUGCAAGUUGACAUACGCAGAGUUGGCGCAGAUGAAGCAGUAGCCAUAGGAGCAGAUGGAGAUGCUGGCUUGUUUGCGCCUAGAGUAAAAAUGGACGUAAUAUGUGACGCGCCAGCAUGGAUCUAUUAUGUGGUGGCUGCAGCACCUCGAGACAACAAACCGAAUGUGCCAGAAGCGGAGCAAGGAAUACGUUGGAGGAAAGAAGAGACUCUAUUCGAAGGUUCGCAUGUUGGCGGACGAAGGCUGCUGGUGCUUAAGGGACUGGCGCUUCCAGGCAGAACGGCGCUGAGAAUGGAAGUUGCUCCUUGCUCCGCCUUUCUAGUAAUAGUCCCAGUAGCAUCGGGCACGAUGGAUGCGUCUACGAUCUCAGGAUGGCGCACGCCAAUGAUUCCUUCGAGCUGCUCUGUCUGCUGUGAGAGGGACCGCCAUGGUUUCCGCAGUCUUAAGUGCAGGAGAAUGUGCUGUGCGAGGGAGAUGCAGAAGAAGUUAAACGGGUGGAGGCAGAGGAUACCGGCGCCACCAUGCUGCAGUCUAGCCGACAGAAUGAAGGAUGAAGCCAACAGAAGAAUGGAAGAGCGGAAGCAGUGGAGCAUACAGAAGGAAAUCCGUAAGCCCGAGGCAUUGUUCAGGCUUCUAAAGUCGGUUGGGCCCAAGAGAGGCGGAGGCAGGAAGAGGCCGGAGAGAUAUCGCUGCUACCCUUGUCGUAGGACUUAUAUCACGUCAUUUGGGGCGAUGCGAGCACAUGCGGAAGCGCACAAGCGCGAAGACAUCAUCAAGAUAUUCAGAAUAAAGCGCAGAGCUGAAGAGACUCGGCUGGGAGCGAUAAGAAAUGAAUUCAGACCCGAGCUACACAAGUUCAACAAGACCACAGGGCGCUACCAGUCAGGGCCCGACUCAGUGCUCUGUGAAGUAGUCACUCCGAGUCACUUACUAGUGGGUCCUCAGAAAAACAAAAUUCGAUGCGAAAAGUGCAAAAAGUGGCAAAUUGACUUCCCUCAAAAAGAGCUGGCGCUGCGUCAACAAGCAAAAAGAGCUGAUUACUACAGAGCGCAUGUGCAAAAGUGCAAGGGAAACAAGAAAUGAAAAAUCAGAAGAAAAAUGGGGGUUGAAGGAAGUAGAGCAUCAAGUAAUUAAACAUUACACCUCUCGAAUGGGUACACUACUACUACUACUACUCGUGCCUUGCUUGAUUCCUUGAAGCAGGUCGUGUGUUCUCCCCGUCGAGAACGCAGGGCCAAAGAUCAACUGCUGCUCAAGAGGACAAAUUAUAGGGCUAUUUUUAUCUCUAAUCCAACUAGAAGUUCUUGUACUACGAGGUACAACAUUAUUAUACAUAGAAGAAAAGCAGCUGGCACACAAACACUUCUUCUAACCUUCGGAAUCGCAGUGUGAAGAGGCAGAGGGCAUCAUAUUCGUCAUUGAUGCGACGGACAAGUUGAGGUUUGCAGUGGCAAAAGAUGAAUUGGAUACUUUACUUGAAACCAACGCUCUCAAAGACCGGCAGGUACUAACUUCUAAAAACAGAAUGUAGGUCGUAGUCGUGUUUUUGGCUCUUCAGUAGCCACUGAAGUUUGCUGGUUUACCUAGUGGACCCACGCCGAACCUAACCUAACAGAAUGGAUAAGUGAGCAGCCGGGGUUCAUCCCCUGUUCACUUAUCAAGAAUGUACUUAAAAAUGUUGAGCAACUAUAAUACACCCCGUGGUUUACUAGGACAAUUUCAAUUAUCUUCUUGUCCUACGUACUCCUGUAAAAAUUGUUUUGGUAAAAAUGUAAAUGAUUCGAAUUCGACCAUUUUUCUUUCUCUGAGAGGUACCCACCCAUGUUCCCAGUGUUUGCCAGCAAGAUGGAGUCGCUUUCACCCCCUCCCGAUUACAGCCCUUGUGGCAGUCUGCACUGAACUUUGUGCGAGAUAAAUUGUAUUGUAUAUUGUAUUGGUCUUUCCAGGUACCCAUGUUAGUCUUUGCGAACAAGAUGGAUUCACCUGGUGCAGUACAGCCUUUGGAGUGUAUGCGAGCCCUAAGGCUAGAGGAAAUCAGGGAUCGACAGUGGAAUAUAUUGUACUUGUUCUGUUUUUCUUGUGUUCUCAUUAUCCCUGUAGAGAUGAAAAAGUAUCACAACAAGUCUGGAGUCCUUAUAUAUGCUUUAGGGCUGCACGGUCCCCCCCUGUGGUAUGGUCUGUGGUGGCGCUCGCGCGCUCUUUUCCGCGCUGAUUUUCGCCGAUUCGAGUGGUGGAAGGCGUCCAAACUGGGCGCGGGCGUCCCCUUGCGCCUUUCUGCAGGUUCCUCAGGGACCUCCUGGCCUUUGCUGACCCCCGCAGGCUGGAGGCCUCCGGGGUAAAAAGCCGCCGAAGGCGGCCACGGUCUCAAGGGCAAGCAAGCUGAUGACCAAGGGCCCGGAGGGUACAGGCCGCACGGCUCAGGGGGUCCAGCCCCUCGCCUUUUGCCGCCUUCGGAGGCCUUCCACACCCGGCGCACUGCUGCGGCGGGAAGCCUACUUCGCAGGCCUUUAGGGUCCAGCCAGGUAGCUCGAAGGGAGCGGAGAAGGCCCCGCGGGCCCCUUUUGCGGCCUUCCACCCCCGGCAGACGCCUUCAAAAGGGGCCCGGGGCUGCACGGUGCCCCCCCCUGCGCUAGGGGGGGUGCCGUAGCCCUGGGCCCUGGGUCGUACAUACUCUCUCGCUUCCUUGUAGUAUGUUCUUCAUCAACCACUGCCUAUCCCUGAUUUCCUCGAGCCCUAAGGCUAGAAGAAACCAGAGGUCGGUAGUUAGAUAUAUUGUACUUCUAUUUAAUUUGAUUUUUGAGAAUGCUUCCUCGACAUCAGCAUGACCAUCAACGCUUCUUCUUUAAUAGCGUCACUGCUCAGUCAACCUAGUGGGCAUUACUGUAUCAGCCCUCAUGCUUAACACUUCAUCAAUCUCAUGAUGAUGAUUGAUGCACCCACCUCACGAUCGUUGAUUUUUUCCUUUACUCAACGUCUAGCAGGGCCAGUAGCUUACAUCUUCUUCUGUACAAGGGGUAGUAGCCUAAGGAAAUGAUAUUUGAAUUCAACUUCUACAGCCCAAGCGACGCGCUGCACAAUGUCGGGAUAGAGCCAGGGAUUAAGUGGCUUGUAGAUGCUGUGAACAAAUUCAAAGGUGACGCAGCUGCAGCUGCGAAAAAGUGACCACCUUCUACCAAAUCCCGGCAGCGACGUCGCCAGCUUCUGUUGAUCCGCUAAUGUUUGACAGACCCAUUAGAGUAGACCUACAUGUGCCACCUACCACUCCUGUCCCUGUUACAUUUGCCACCAAAGUGAAUGACCACGUAUCUAUCACUCCUGUGCCUGCUACACUUGCGAAUCGCAUGCUUUGUUGACUCUCCUCUUCACUCUUCUCCGCAUCUUCGCAAAGAAGUGUUGCCAUCGGAUGAUGAUGAUCCGAUACAAUUAUUGAAGAAGGAAUUGGAUGUUCUAUAAUUCAUCUUGUGUCGUGGUGGACGUGGAGAUUUGGUAAAUAAGAACCUGCGGAAAUAUAAAUAUAAACAAGGAGCAA
Messenger RNA from Amoebophrya sp. A25, 7216 nucleotides. NCBI's taxonomy places the organism in Eukaryota, Dinophyceae, Syndiniales, Amoebophryaceae. The record is from the annotation of a GenBank genome assembly.